CGAGCUUGACGCCUGCGCAGCGUGUCGGGACUGUUGCGGAGCUGCGAGGAUGGCGGCGGUGGCGGCGGCGGCCCCUGGCCCAGUCUUGGACUCGGAGAGAGCUGGUGAGCCCGGACCCCGGUCGCGGGCCGUUGGCGGCGGCGGCCCUGAGGAGGAAGAGCGGGAGCCCCGGUGCCCGGGGCAGGAGCUCACUAAACAUUCGUACUGGUUCGACCUUUGGCUCUUCCUGCUCUUCGACCUGGUGUUGUUCGUGUUCGUCUACCUGCUUCCCUGAAUGAUUAAGGUGAUUGCUGUAUAGACUUGGUGUGCUGGAUGAUUUUUGAAAAUAAGGUGUUCAUCAGUUUCUAACAGCCAUGGGACUUCCUUCUGUUCUGCAACAAUCAUUGGAUCUUCUUAUAGUCUCAGAGAUACUUGUGACACUGUAUUCAGUGGGUAACUAAGCUAUUGCUAAAUUGAUACAAACAGCCUGCAGUUCAUGGGGCAAUAACUUUUUUCAAAUGUUUAAUGACUUUAAAGUGGCUUAAUAUAAUGGAACAUUUUUACUCAUUAAUUAUAUCUACAUAUAUCUGAUAUUUAAGAAAAAUGUGGAAGUAUCUGUUUUUGGAUUUGUGGGUCACUAGGGGACUAAGAUAAAAUAUAUCGUCAUCUCCUUUGGCCCUCUUUAACAUGGUUUACAAGGGAACCAUUUGGUGACAGUGAAAUUAUAGCAGCCUCCUUUGCAGUUUCUUGUAUUAUUAUUCUAGGCUUUUUUUUUUAAAUUGUUCUUUACCUCAUUUUCUCCAUGCCACCAUCUAGGACAUUAUUUAGUCUUACAAGGCUCUAAACAUCACUGCAUUUGGAAAAGGAGUAAGAUACUCAAAAAAGCUGCAGUAUUUUAAUGGAGGAAAUUAGAUCUACCACUCCUCUGUCCUACUCUCCAAAAAAGUUUCAACAUUGUGACUAAAGGUUCCUCUCUCCCAGAACUGAAGUGAAUUGUGUGGAAAGCAUAGCCAGUAAAACUGACUAGAUGGUAA
This is a messenger RNA of Sarcophilus harrisii (Tasmanian devil), 1013 nucleotides long. It is a transcript of the gene ARLN, whose product is annotated as chromosome 6 C4orf3 homolog. The record is from RefSeq and is a predicted model, not a curated record. The coding region runs from base 50 to 274 and encodes 74 amino acids. The transcript is spliced from 2 exons. Lineage: Eukaryota; Metazoa; Chordata; Mammalia; Dasyuromorphia; Dasyuridae.